Penicillium taxi is the source of this 1581-nucleotide messenger RNA. Its product is annotated as glycosyltransferase family 69 protein. Lineage: Eukaryota; Fungi; Ascomycota; Eurotiomycetes; Eurotiales; Aspergillaceae. The record is from RefSeq and is a predicted model, not a curated record. The transcript has a single exon. Bases 1 to 1581 code for a protein of 526 amino acids.
AUGUCUUCCCGUCUCUUGCACCCGGAUGAAUAUGAGCUCGCCUCGCGCUCAUCAGUCGAAUCGGAUGGAACAUUUAAUCUAGAUGAUGACGAUUUCGAAGCUCAAGUACCAUCGACCUCUCGACGCCUAGGUGCAAGUCAGAUUUCAUGGACACGUCGGAUACCCUGGCUGUCACGUAUACGUUCUUCAACCUCCACCGGGUACCGCCGUCUCCAGACCAAUUCCAGACCAGUUCUCACGAGUUCUACACCUCGGUGCCGCCUCCUCAUCCGCCGCCGAUGCUGGUACUUGCAGGCUUUUGUGGGUAUCAUAUUCGCCCUUGUGGCGCUUACAUCAGUUCUGCGCCCUUCCUACACCCACCCACCAGCGCAUUACUCAACUUUGCGCGCAUCAGUACAAGAUACCUCUGAGCUUGGCCGUGGAAACCCGCGAAAUGAAAAGGUAUUCAUCGUGGCGAGCCUCUACGAUCGUGGCGGUGAACUUGCUAGUGGUGAUUGGGGCUCACAAUUAUUACAAUUGAUCGAUCUGCUGGGUGCUGACAACGUAUUUGUGAGCAUCUAUGAGAAUGACAGUGGAGAACAAGGACAGAAUGCGCUUCGAAGUCUUGAGGACCAGAUUAUGUCUGAAAAGUCUAUUGUUUAUGAAGAACAUUUGGAUCCAAAGACGAUCCCGAGUGUGACUGUUCCCGGUGGAGAAAAGCGAGUUAAGCGUAUUGAAUACUUGGCUUAUGUGCGCAAUAAAGCUUUGUUACCACUUGCUCAAGACUCGGCGAAAAUUUAUGACAAGAUUCUUUAUUUGAACGAUGUCUUUUUCAACCCCGUGGAUGCUGUCCAGUUGUUGUUCUCCACCAACGCAAACGAGGACAACAUUGCCCAAUACCGAGCUGCUUGUGCUGUCGACUUUAUCAACCCAUUUAAAUUCUACGAUACCUUCGCAACUAGAGAUCUGCAGGGAUAUAGUAUGGGACUUCCAUUUUUCCCGUGGUUCACGACCUCUGGAAGUGCCGAAAGUCGAAAGGACGUUCGUAAUGGGAAGGAUGCUGUACGAGUUCGGAGCUGCUGGGGUGGCAUGGUGGCCUUUGAUGCUAAAUACUUCCAACCACCACCAGACAGUGGUAAAAGUCCAGUUCUGUUCCGAGCUAGUUCUGACCUGUUCUGGGAGGCGUCUGAAUGCUGUUUGAUUCACGCUGACAUUCAAGAUCCUCAAAUGAACGUCAAUGAGAUUACCGAUACGGGAAUAUACAUGAACCCAUAUGUCCGUGUUGCCUAUGAUACACGAACAUUGUCAUGGCUAGGCGUCACAAGACGUUUCGAGAAGCUAUAUUCGUUCAUCCACACCCUUGGUAACCAUCUUGUUGGUCUUCCGUGGCACAAUCCUCGGCGCACAGAAGUCCCAGGUCAAACGGUGAAAGAGAAGGUGUGGGUAGCUGAUGAAACUCAGGAAGCUGGAGGCUCUUUCCAACUACUGGAUCGGAUCGCUGGCAACGAUGGAUACUGCGGCCGUCGGGGCUUGCAGGUCAUUGUGGAAGACCGCAAACCUGGCCAAAAAGGUUAUGAGAGCAUACCCAUUCCAACAAGCUAG